Penicilliopsis zonata CBS 506.65 is the source of this 1131-nucleotide messenger RNA. RefSeq lists its product as hypothetical. NCBI's taxonomy places the organism in Eukaryota, Fungi, Ascomycota, Eurotiomycetes, Eurotiales, Aspergillaceae. The coding region runs from base 161 to 979 and encodes 272 amino acids. The record is from RefSeq and is a predicted model, not a curated record. The transcript is spliced from 3 exons.
GCGCAACUGACUCUAGCUAUUCAACAACCCUGAGGCAGUGAAUAGCCUCAACACUCGAGCAAUAUAAAAGGCCUUUCCAUCUUCAAAAUGGUUGUUCUUCAUCAUUCUCCCUUUCUCAUCCCUUACCAUCUACUCAUUCUCUUCUCGUUAAGUUUCCAGGAUGGAUCCAAUUACCGAUGAAGAUCGCCACAAGAUCUGGGCGAGGUUGCCUGACUUGAACAUCGGCCAUAGAUACCUAACAACCGUCUCAAGACAGGCCAAAAACCUUAUCCAUCUAUCUCAAGUCAGGGCAUGGCCAAACUUUUGCAAUGAUGUCCGCAGGUACACCAGUCGCUCUGACGUACUUGGUCAAUUCCCACCAGUUGGCGGUGUUCAGGUAGCCUAUCGCCGGGAAUCCUAUCCCGUCGGCAACGAAGCUGGUGUUACUGGCCGUUGGGUCAGUAACAUAGCAAUGAAUGUAAACGCUGUUGCCGAGAAACUGCUACUGCCCAAGUUCGCGGAUUAUCAAUUAGGUAAUAACGGCCCAAGAGGCUGCAGUGUUGAUGAUUCUCCAGGCAUCAUUCUUCUUAAAGGAGGAUCACGGACCGUUCUGGUAGGGGAGUUCAAGACUCCUUGGACUACGGACUUGAGCGUUCGAACGACCAACGACGAAAAAAUCGCUAGACUAUGGGGGCAAAUCACAAAUUACAUGGAUAGCUGUAGGUGCCGGUAUGCAAUUAUGUCUACAUAUAUGCAAACAGUCUGCAUCCGGCGGACAGGAGACUAUUCAUUUGAAGUAUCCCCAGUUAUUCACCAUAACAUACAGUCUCUUCCAGUUAUAUCCAGCCAGAGUCCCACAAUCAGCGUUCGCGAAGCCUUACUCUAUAUGGCAUACCUGGCUGGAGACGGAGAGGGCGACUCGGCCUUCUCGAAAGUGGUGGGCAAUCUCUAUCGUCCUGUACUUGCUCCUAAGCAAGGUUUAUUUGAUCAUAUUAGUUAGCUACUCUAUUGGGGUUUCUGAUGCAGUAAAAUAUGUCAGAGGUGCGUGCCUGAUUAGGCUUAGCGUCGCCUCGUUUGGCGCGGCCACACCACAUAACCACCUGCUUCGCGUCCGAGCUGUAGUAGUAAUAGCAACCAUUAGCCAUCUCUUCC